This is a messenger RNA of Megalobrama amblycephala (Wuchang bream), 6200 nucleotides long. RefSeq names its product ubiquitin specific peptidase 40 (gene usp40). Gene Ontology annotation, molecular function: cysteine-type deubiquitinase activity; cysteine-type endopeptidase activity. Gene Ontology annotation, cellular component: nucleus; cytosol. The record is from RefSeq and is a predicted model, not a curated record. NCBI's taxonomy places the organism in Eukaryota, Metazoa, Chordata, Actinopteri, Cypriniformes, Xenocyprididae. Gene Ontology annotation, biological process: protein deubiquitination.
GCUAGAGACGCGUCAUCAAGCAAACAUGGCUGCGUCCUAAAAACAUUAAUGGUUUUCUACUCAUAUUUCAUUUUUCCACUUUUACUACUAGGAAACCGAUUGUUUCGAACAAAACAGUCGCGUUUAAAACAUUAUAAAGUAAAUACGUUAGCGGGCUAAUAACACGAAACUAAUAAAAGCAGCUGUCAACGAGAAAUAAUUUGUUCGUUUAAACCUCAAUGGUGGAAUAUGGAAGCAGUGCAGUCACCUCUCAGAUUUCCAUUUUCCGUUUUAAGGACUGAGAUUUACUCACGACACCUGUGAUUCAUCCAGAGGAACUUAAAGAGGGCAAACGACCAUUUAGUUCCUCGGUUGGUUUAUAAAAGCGAUGUUUAGUCCUGUGAAGUCAUCUUAUUCCAGGGUGAGCCCAUUGAUCGUUAAUCGGGAGCUAGGGAAGACCAAGAUGAGAUAGCAAGAGGUGAAACACUUUCUUUUCACAGUAAACGAAACUCGGUUCUCUAAAGACCAGGAGGUUUACCGAUACUAAGCUUUACAAGGCAGCUGCGGUCAUGUUUGGAGAUCUGUUUGAGGAGGACGGGGAUGGUUUUUCCUCCUCUACACCUGGCACAGGUGUGAAGGGGAGAGAGUCUGAGCCUCCUCCACCCAGAGGGAAAGUCAAACUCUGUGGGAUCAAGAAUCAGGGUGGCACCUGUUACCUCAACUCCCUGAUACAGACUCUACUCUUCACACCAGAGUUUAGGGAGGAGCUGUUCCGUCUCGGACCGGAUGAAUUAGGGUGCCUGGCUGACAAGACCAAACCAGAGGCAAAGGUCCGCGUGAUUCCUCUGGAGCUACAAAGACUGUUUUCUCGUCUGUUGCUGGUGGAUGAACAAACGGCCUCCACGACAGACCUGACGGACAGUUUUGGCUGGACGAACAAUGAGGAAAUGGGUCAGCAGGAUGUGCAGGAGCUGAACCGGAUCCUGUUCAGUGCUGUGGAGAGCUCCUUAGUGGGCACUUCAGGCAGCAGUCUUAUCCACCGGCUGUACCAUGGGACGCUUGUCAACCAGAUCACCUGCAAGGAGUGCGGCAAUAUUAGUGAGAGACAGGAGGACUUUCUGGACCUGACCGUGUCAGUGCGAGGUGUGAGUGGACUGGAGGAGGCGCUGUGGAACAUGUUUGUGGAGGAGGAGAUGUUUGAGGGUAAUAAUCUCUACCGCUGCAGCAGAUGUGACCGGCUGGUUAGGGCUGCUAAGUCUGCUAAACUGAGAAAACUUCCACCAUUCCUGACCAUUUCUUUGUUGAGGUUCAACUUUGACUUUGCCAAGUGUGAGCGCUACAAAGAGACCGGGAGCUACACUUUUCCUCUUGAAUUCAACCUCAGAGCAUUUUGUGAGCAGAGCAACUGGCCGGACUCUGAGUAUUCGUAUGAGCUCUUCUCUGUCAUCAUACAUAAAGGAGGCUGUUAUGGAGGUCAUUAUCAUGUCUAUAUCAAAGACAUUGAUCAGCUUGGCCACUGGGAGGCACCGGAGGAAGAGGUGAAAAUAAAGGCGAAGACCCAGAGACGAGAGGCCAAAGUUGAGGAAAGAAAGAAAGAGAGUGAGAACUGUGUAGACACUGAGGAUCCGCUCUCUGUUCUUACUGGCAUUCUGGCUCAGGAGGAGUCAAAAUGUGUGCUUGUAGAUCAGCUGGGACAAAAGCUGAUGAAUAAAACCGGCACGGCAUGGAGCAAAAAAUAUAAAAAACAGUAUGGCACCAUCAGCAAGUUUCUUCAGAGCCACCCAAAUGUCUUUAUGCUGGUCUCCAAUGGAACCCGUGUAACUCUGAAAAAUGCUGUUCCUGCGGCAACAGAACCCAGUCCAACAGAACCAGUCCGUUCUACUUCAGCCAAAAGCAGCACAGAGAUCAUAGAGCCAGAAACAGCAGGAGACACUGAUGGAUGUCAUUGGUUUGAUUUGAAUGAUUCCACUGUGACAGCCAUUACGGUGAAGGACAUCGAGAAGCAGUUUCAGGGAAAAGAGAGUGCCUACAUGCUCUUUUACAGGAAGACAACUAUGGAAAGACCUCCAGAGGCCAUAGGAAACCCUGCAUACAAAGUUCCUCCUCACCUGGUGGAGAUGGUACAAGAGGAGAAUGCAAGAGUUCAGCAGAGGAGAGCUGAGUUUGAUGCCAGCAGCAACAGCAUUGAAGUGAGACUGCAUUUGGCCCCUCAUUAUCACUGCCAAAAUGGAGCCCUACACCCCACAGCCCCAAACGAAGACUCUAUUAUCACAGUCACCUUUGACCGCAGAAAGACUGUGGGAGACCUGCGAUUGGCCAUCUAUCAGAUGCAGGAUCUUUGGGAAGGAGACAUGGCAUUGACUUUGGCUAAGAAUGUGCCAGCUGGGUUACAUUUGUAUGAUACUCUGACAGAUGACCAGAUGUCUCUUUAUAGUGCAGGAGUGUGUCAUGGCUCGGAUCUCUUUGUGUGGAAUGGAAGAGAGGUCAAUGGUGUGGUGGUGCAAACUGGGAUCGAAUGGGAGCCUGUUUUGUUGACUGUGUUGCGUCCCUCUGCAGAGGAGCUGGGAUGUGGGGAUGGGUCAGGGGUCGGAGACACUGAUGGAUCUGGUCUGGUGCGUUCCAUGAAGGGCUUUGCUGGUGGGGCCACUCUGGGUACAGUGCUCGAGGCUCUAGGGCCCCAAAAGGCCUUUUUGUGCCAGGAGCAGAGCCGUCCAGGGGCCAGUGGGGGCGGUGCCAGUGGCUGGAGGGUUUUUCCACCUCAGGACAUGCAGAGGACACUGAGAGAGCUUUCUCUGAAGGACGGUGAUGCUCUACUGCUGCUACAGCCAGAAGAACUAGACAGCAGUAUCUUCAGCCUCAGUGGUGACGUAGUUACCGUGACAACGCCCUCAGACUGCCGCUGGCUGCAGGUGGAGUUUUGCCCACAGAGUGGAAUGAAAGAGGAAGAGGAGGAGGAGCAGGGGAAGAAAAGGAGUAAAGUCUCAGCUUCAGGGAACAUGCUGCUGGCGGAGGUGAAGGAAAAAGCUCUUGAGGAACUUCGCCUACAGGAUGAGCUCAGUGGUGUUGAGUGCUGUCUGAGGCAAAUGGAUAGAAGUGGAAAACUUUUACCUCCAGUGCAUGAGCAUUUGAGUGUUCGGGAUGCGGGGAUCAGGCUGAUGACUUCACUCUACCUGUGCCCUGGACCAGUACCAACAGCAACACAGUUGUUCUUGUACUUUAGCAUUGGUCUCGCACCGUCAGUCGGUCAGGAGUUGGAGAUUAUUGUAGAGGAGUCUCUAACUGUGAAAGAGUGCCUUAAGGAAAUGUUGCAGAUGGCGAGGCUUGAAGGUGAGUCAUGGCACUUAAGGAGAGUGGACUGGUGUGAGGAGAUUGGAGAGCCACUUAUGGAUGAGAAUGCAUCUCUGAAAGAGGCAAAGGUCAUUCAUGGGGACACACUGGUGCUGGUGGAGGGACGGCUGCCUCCAAAGGGUUACCUCAAGCUGUCUGUGAGGAUGUAUAUGGACAUGAUCGAUAGCUCCAGUGUUCCAGAGCUGAACCACACAGCAGAGUCUCAGAGCAUUGAGGGACUCACCACAGAGUGGUCUGGAUCAGAGAUGAAAUUCAUUGGUUAUGUGGAGAUAUCAGAGGAGGCUUCGCUUGAUGACCUCAAGACUCAGGUGAUGACUCUGCCGGCACUUCAGGAUGUGUGUGUGCCCAGCCCUGCGUUCCUGCGUGUAUGGCAGCUAGAGGGCAAGAAACUGUCCAGGAUACUCAGAGGAAACCCGCAGACCCUCAGGAAACUGAAGCUGGGGAAUGGUGCGGAGGUGUGUAUUCAGAGACUGAUGAAAGAGGAAGACCUGGGGCUGAAGGAUUUAUUGCUGAGGGUUCAGAUGGGGGUGCCAGGAGAGAAGGCAUAUUAUCCCUCUGAGGAGUUUUUGUGGGACGCAGGGAGGGACGGCACCCCCCGGGGCCUGUACGCUGCUCUGGCCUCCCAAUACGGUCUCACUCCUGACAACCUGCUCCUGGCUAAACACCUGCCUGACAAACACACCUGGAUGCCCAUUUCCAACUGGACUCAACAGGUCUCAAAAAGGAAGAAGAAGAGGAAAGCUGAGAGUCUCCAGGCAGCCCCUUUCUACCUAAAAGAUGGAGAUAUUAUAGGUAUCAAGAAUCUGCUGAUAGACAAUAAUAAAGAAUUCACGACUCUGGAAGAUGAGAUUGGUCAGCAGAGACUCAGGGAGGAAGCAGCAAAUCUCAACACAAGGGGACGUACUGCCACUGGAGAAUGUUCACAAGACAGUGGGUCCAAGAAGUCGGGCUCAACUAAAAACAGGAAACCAGAGGUGGCCUUAUCGAUCAAUGUGGGAGUGUUCAGGUAACACAUCCUGUGACCAGCCACCUCAGAGCUGCCCAGUGGUCUUCAAAACCACCACUAAACUGGCCACUAAGGUGCCAUGGCAGAAUCUGCCCCACUGAGUCACAGUUACCCAAACUCAAGACAAUGUGACAGAGCUGAUCCAAAAAAUAUUUUCAAGUGGGAAUAUCAUCUUCAAUCAUUGAGAUUUCUUGAAGCUUCUACACUUUUUUUUUUUUUUUUUUUUUUUUUUUUGCCCUUUUAUAUGCAAUUCAUUCCUGGAGCAGAUCUCUGUACCCUAGGGUGUUACAACUGUUGUCUUUUUUUUUUUUUUUUUACAUAAUCACAAUACUGUAUGGAAAAUGUUUUACACAGAUAUCCUUAAUUAUGUGCAGUUAUGUACCAUUUAUAAUGCUUUAAUUCACACAAAAAUUAAAUUCUGCAAUUAUUACUCACCCCCAUAUCAUUCCAGACUGUAAAUUAGGCUGUUAUUCAGUCAUAUUCCUGUUUACCAAAGCUUACAUCUAACCUGUGUUCUCAUCAAAGUACAAAACUUCAUCAUUGACUGAACGUAAUGCACAUUUUUUAGGUCUGGGUGAAAAUGCAAGCAAGAUGCAUGUUUCAGUUCAGAUUAUCAGUAAAUAACUAUUUACAUUUUCACAAAGUUACAUUAGUUUAUAUCUUGUAAUUCUGAUUCCCCCCUCUGAAUUUUAAGAUAUAAACUCACAAUUCUCAGAAAUAAAUUUGCAAAUCUUUUUUACAUUCUACAAAUCUGACUUUUUUCACAGAAUUGUGAGACGUAAACUUGCAAUUGCGAGUUAUAAAGUUAUAAUUCUGACAUGUUCUCGCAAUUGCGAGGGGUAAAAAAGUCAGAAUUGCGAGUUUAUAUCUUUUUUUUCUAUAUCUUCGGACUUUAUUUCCCAGAGUUGCGUCUUUAUCACUCGCAAUUGCAAGUUUAUAUCUCGCAAUUUUGACUCCAUAACUCACAAUUGCGAGUUUAUAUCUCAAUUCUAAGAAAAGAAAUCGCGGGUCAAUUGUGAGGUGUAAACUCGCAUUUGCCAGAAAAAAAGUCAGAAAUUGGAGAUUAAAAGCUGCAAUUAGCUUUUUUUAGUUUUUAAACUAAACAUACUUGCAUAUGAAAGUGAGUGAAUAAUGACAGAAUUUUCAUUUUUGGAUGAACUAUUCCUUUCAUCUUUUCAGACUGGUCAUAUUAGGUCAAACAUGAUUAAAAUAUAACAAUUCUCCUCCAUGUUAGUAGUCUCAGCCACCUUCUCAGAACAUGGCAGUUGAGUAUUUUCCAUCUUUUCCAUUUGAGGUCGUAAAAUGUGUUUAACUACAAAUGGUUCCAUGUUGAGUGUGUGCUAAUAGUUCACAGAAGUCUUUAAACCUAUUUGACCAAUCACCUCUCCCACUGCCACCUGCAGGAAAUCAGCUGGGUGUGCUGAAUUAAUGCAGAAAAGAGAAAGAAAUACUGGUCUAUAAACAGAAAAAUUUUAGCUCUCUACAAGCCUUUUUAAUGAGAAAUCGACAAGGCUAUAAUACUGCAUAUUCUUGUUAUUGUAGUUGCACAAACAAGUAAAAAGAAAAUGCUCUCCUGAAUCAGAGACAUGGAAAUCAGGGAUGUAUAUCUAUGUUUGUUUCUGUUGCUGUUUUUUUCUGUUGAGAAGAAAAUGGAUAUACUGUUUUGAACUGAAAUGGUUCAGAGCACAAAAUCAACUUUAAGUACAUUUAAGAAACCAUUUCCUUUACAAAUGAACUGCAUGUUUAGUUAAAUAUUGUUUGCCUUGUUUCCAAUAAAAAAGUAAUGUUCCAUAGUACUGUAUUUAUAAGAUGACAACGUUCAACAUGCAUUGUUGAGCAUAAAUGCCAAAUUAGUUUCAACUAUUAA